AUGCUGGGGCCGGCGCUGGGCGCCGAGGAGCCGGGGCUGGCGGAGGGCCGGGGCGCCAUGCCCGCCCUGCCCGCCCUGCUCUGGCCGCUGCUGGCCCUGGGGGCGGCGGCGGCGGCGCUGCUGGUCCGCAGGGGGCUGCGCCGAGGCCCAGCCACCGAGGAGGAGGAAGCGGAGGAGGAGGAGGAAGAGCCCAGGCAGCAGCGGGAGGAAGCGAGGAGCUCGGCGCAGGUUCCAGUGAAUGGGCAGCUUGUAACGUCAGCCAACAUCAGAGAGAAAAAGCUUCUCAAGCCUAAGAAGAAGAAGAAAGCCCAGUGUUCAGACAAGGAGGCAGUGAAAGAUCUGCUUUCUGUGGAAAAAGACAAGCUGCAAGAGGACGAAGGUGUCUGGCAGACCAAGAUCAGCAGCCGAGAAAAGAGACAUUUAAGGAAGGAAAGGCUGAAACAAAAAGACGCCAGCAGAGCAUCUCAGGGCAGCUCGGUGGCUAAGCCGGCCUUUGACUGGGAUGAGAAGGAAACGGGGUGGCCACUCACAGAGGACACUGGUGGCCGUGGAAAAGGUGCUCUCAUCACCAGGGCAGAGUGUGGGACUGUGCUAAAGGCCUCAGAAGCUACAAGAGAGGAAUCUGUGCUCUCCCAGUCAGAAGAGGAUGUGUUUUCCAAUGUAGGAACAUGGGAUAUUGCAGAAGUAAAAUCCUGUCCUGUGACCUUUGGGACAUUAAUAGAGCUGUCAAAGGAGUUAGAUAAUGUAAAGAGUAAAUCAUCUGAGGACAGUCCUUCAAGAUGCUGCUGGAGCACCAGCUUGACUUUCCUCCCAGCAGAUGAUGUCUGGCAGGAGCAGGAUGAUCCUUCAGUGAUUGACCUGGACUCUGACUGGAAGGCUCCCACAGAAGAGUGGGGAAACUGGACAGGAGAUGAGGAACAUCAGACAGGAGAUGAGAAAGAAAAGGAUUUGCCAAAAGGCAAAGAAGGCAUUAAUUUCUGUCUUUCUGGACUCAAAAGCAAAAUGCAGCGGAAGAAGAAGAAAAAUGAAGUGAAGGAAGCAAGGGGUGCAGCUGGACUGAUGCAUCCCCAGCAAGGUUUGGAAACAAGAGAGGAAGAAGGCCCAAGGGACUUGAUAUCUACGAAACAUCGCAGUGAUGCAGUCUGUGCUUCCUCCAGAAAAUCCGUGGACGUUCCCAAUAAUCCACACACUAACAAUGUACCCGGAAAAAAGGAGAGGAGGAAGAGGAAGAAGAUGAAAGAGACUUGAGGGAGCUUUGUAGCUGCCAGAGAGACAACCAAAUGGGGGCAGGCAUGCUGAUGAGCUGCAAGAAUUCUCCUUUCUGUGAUGCUGCGCUGAGCCCAAAGUAAAGAGAGGAUCUAGAAGACUUCCCAGCGAGGGGAAGAGGAGAACAGGAACAGUGAGCAACAGAGUGGGAGUGUGUGAGAGAAAGGAGAGAAGGAGCACACUGUGCUCCGGAGGUGGUAUUGAAACAGAAUGGGUGUUAAUAACAAAUUGCUGCCCUUGAUUAAAAACUGUUGAAUGGGUUUUGACCGGUGGCAUUAAGACCUUUCAGUUUUUCACUGUCACAUUGUUUGUCAACUUGUAAUGUUUUAUACCAUUGUAGGACUGGUUGGGACAUGGCCAACGGUGAUUGCAACUUGAGUUCCAUGGAGGAUCCACCAGCUAGUCUGGUCUCCCCUGGCAUUUUUGCAGAUGUGCUCAUCAACAGGCUAGUAAUGUACAGAAGAAAGCAUUGUUCAGAGACAAAAGGAGAAUAAUAUAGAUCAUUCUCAAACCUCCCAAAUCUUUUAAAUCCUUGUUGGCUGCUACAGUCAGAAUUUUAUGCUUUUCACCCCAUGUCAGGCUAGGUUGCUCCACAAGGGAAAAUUUCUCAAGGAGGUGUUAAACUUACUUAGAAAGACAUUAUAAACCCUUUUGUCUUCCCAGUUUUUGUGGUGGGCUGAAGUGUAAAGCCUGUAUGUCCAAAGCAUGUUGCAUUUGUACUUAUAGUAGACUGAAGUGACUUUUUGAAAUAAUUUUUCUAAUCUGAUGUCUGGAAGUUUUUAGCAUUUUGUUAUUUGAAUAUUCUAAUAUAAACAAAAUUUGUGAAUGAAACUUUUAGAAAUGUCAUUGAGUAUUUACCGAAGAGCGCGCACUUCUUAUUGUCAGGGGGUUUAUGGCAUGGUGGAGGGAAUGUGUUACAAGCGAGUGCUGUGGUUUGUAAGUAGCAUCAAGGUGAUGCCACUGAGAGCUGAAGCCCUUUAUCUCUGCAGAGCUGCAGCUCUGGCAGGAGCAGUGAGGGUUCUUCAGGCUGUCCCAAGACUGUGCCUCACCCUGACCCAUCUUAGAAGUGCUACCUCGAAGGAUGAGGUAAUGAUUGUCAAAUCUCCACCUGCAUUGGACUUCGUGCCUUUGGAGGUUGUGUGGGAAGGUGGCAGUUGCUAAUGCAUGUUAAAGUGCGCUUCGUCAUAGGCAUUGGGCUGAUGACACUCAUUUCACAUAGGACACUGAGUAACCGUGGAUUUUAUUGGCUUUAAACUGCUACAGCAGCACGCCCGUUUGCAUUACUGAGCCAGAGGAGAGCUCUGUGCUUCUGCCAUCCCAGCCAUCCAGACCCUGAUGCCCGCUUGUCUGAGCUUUACCCACAGCUAGACUUUUUACCCCAUAGUCUUCAUCUUUUGCACAGAUAUCAGAGCAGCUGUUUCCUUCAGAAAAGCAAUUAAUCACAGCAAUGUAUUUGUGUUUGGAAUUAUAAGUAAAGGGACGGUUCUCUUCUGUUUUUCCAGUGAUUUUUCUGGGGGCAGCUAGCUGUACAGUGUGCCCUGAAGUUUAGCAAAACAGGCUUGUUUCAGACAGGUGAGGGAUAAUCUUAACUGAUGCCACUUAGCAGCUCACUGUCUAAAAUCUGCCCAUCUUGAUGUUUGUAUAUCAGUGUAGGAGAAAUAUAGGCAAUUUAUGAAUGUAUGAAUGGACCAAAUAGCUUUUAUGUGGAAAGUAACUGUUCUGGAGCAAAUGCAUAACAAGAAAAAGCAUGGCCUCACUGGAGAAACAAGUACAGCAAGUUCAAGGAUUUAGAAGAUGUGUUAAUGAGUAUGUAAGUAAUGAGUAAAGUUCUAACUCUGAGGCCAAUGGAAAACAUUCAUUGACCUACUU
Cygnus atratus (black swan) is the source of this 3135-nucleotide messenger RNA. RefSeq names its product protein LYRIC-like. Gene Ontology annotation, biological process: regulation of transcription by RNA polymerase II. Bases 1 to 1248 code for a protein of 415 amino acids. Lineage: Eukaryota; Metazoa; Chordata; Aves; Anseriformes; Anatidae. The transcript has 11 exons. Gene Ontology annotation, cellular component: nucleus. The record is from RefSeq and is a predicted model, not a curated record. Gene Ontology annotation, molecular function: transcription coregulator activity.